AUGAAACGGGCAAAGGGCGUUAAGAAGUCCGUGAUACAGAAGCAGCUAUCUGGGAAUGACUAUAAGAGAAUAAUCGAAGGAGGUGGGAGGGUAUUGAGAAAUAUGCAUACUUUUAAAAGCAAACUACAUUAUGUAUACACCGAGGUGAAAAAUAAGGUUGCUCUAGCACAUCAUGAUGCUAAAAGGUUCAUUAUUCCUAACACCACAAAAACUUUAUCUUGGGGACACUCUGACAUUGAGUUUUACCAGACUGACCCCUCGUUGAAUGUUAAAUAUGCUAUAGGUGCAAUCAAUGAUAUUGCAGAAGACACUUUUCCUGAAAAUGGUAAUUUAGACUUAUUAAUAAAAUUAAUGUUAGAGGAAGUUUGUAAGUAUUGGAUUUAG
Messenger RNA from Acanthoscelides obtectus, 384 nucleotides. The record is from the annotation of a GenBank genome assembly. Lineage: Eukaryota; Metazoa; Arthropoda; Insecta; Coleoptera; Chrysomelidae.